AGAUGCACAACCUGCAGGAGAUGAGGAGGAGCGCCUCCCUGGCCACCAAGGUCUUCAUACAGAGGGACUACAGCGAAGGAACCAUGUGUCAGUUCCAGACCAAGUUCCCACCAGAGCUGGACAGUCGGAUUGAGAAGCAACUGUUUGAGGAGACAGUGAAGACUCUGAAUAUGUACUACAUAGAAGCGGAGAAGAUCGGAGGCAGCUCUUAUCUAGAGGGAUGCCUGGCUUGUGCUACAGCGUAUUUCAUCUUCCUGUGCAUGGAGACACACUAUGAGAAGGUUUUGAAGAAAAUCUCAAAAUACAUCCAAGAGCAAAAUGAGAAGAUCUACGCUCCCCGAGGUCUCCUAAUCACUGAUCCCGUAGAACGAGGAAUGCGUGUCAUCGAGAUCUCCAUCUAUGAAGACCGAUGCAGUAGCGGCAGCAGCAGCAGUGGGAGCUCCAGCAGCACCAGCAGCGCCGGCGGCGGCGGAGUAGCCAGUCGUGCCCGAUGA
This is a messenger RNA of Staurois parvus, 494 nucleotides long. NCBI's taxonomy places the organism in Eukaryota, Metazoa, Chordata, Amphibia, Anura, Ranidae. The record is from the annotation of a GenBank genome assembly.